GAGCAGGACCCCCCUGUUUGCUCUCUCUAGCUUGCCAGAGCGACGAACUCUCUUGCGCACGACGGAAUUCUUGCGCGUAGGAACAGGAAGGUUUGCUAGUACACAUCCCUCCAUCUAAUUAUGAAGGCAGCAGCGAUGAUUGCGCUCGCCAUGUGCGGAGCUACGGGAACGGCCGCGUUCCAGAUCCCGGUUUUCACUCGUCCAGCAACGGGCGCAUCAAGCCGCAGCGCGCUCUCGAUGGCGCAGCCCACGGUCGGGACUGGAACGGGCAAGAGUCUCGAGUACAAUCCGGAGAAGUAUGGCGACGAGAAGAACGCGGGAAACUACCGGAAGCUGUCCGAAGCGCUAGAGGCUGCGGAUGUGGAGGCUCGCUUGGCCGAGGAGGCGGCAGACCAGAGGGCGAGGGCGGGCGAGAUCCGCCGAGAAGCGAGGAUGGCCAAGAUUAAGUUCAUGGAGGACAUGCCCGACAACACCGAGGUGGGUACCGUUGAAGAGUUCAUGUUCAAGGAGGGCGUACGGGACAUCCUCGAGAAGCUGGACUCGGACCUUGUGGGGUUGAUUCCCGUCAAGCUGAGAGUGCGCCAAAUCGCCGCCCUGCUGGUGCUUGACAAAAUGCGCGGCAAGCUGGGCUUCGACACUUCCGUGCCUUCCCUCCACAUGUGCUUCACGGGCGCCCCCGGCACGGGUAAGACCACCGUUGCUCUUCGCAUGGGGCAAAUCUUGCAGCGUAUGGGCUACUGCCGACAGGGACACGUCGUGGUGGCAACGAGGGACGACCUGGUGGGCCAGUACGUUGGCCACACCGCCCCCAAGACCAAGGAAAUGAUCAAGAAGGCAUUCGGAGGUAUUCUGCUGGUCGACGAGGCGUACUACCUGUACAACGCGGCGAACGACAAGGACUACGGUCAGGAGUCGAUCGAGAUCCUCCUUAACGUCAUGGAGGAGCAGAAGGACGACCUCAUCGUCACUCUUGCCGGAUACAAGGACCGCAUGGACCGCUUCUUCUCCUACAUCCCGGGUAUGUCGAGCCGUAUCGGAAACCACAUCGACUUCCCCAACUACUUGGUCGACGAGCUGGUAGAGAUCGCGAUGGUGAUGGCCAGGGACCUCCAGUACUUCAUGGACGACGCGGCCCUCGCGGUGUUCAAGGAAUACAUCGAGACCCGCAUGAAGUUCCCUUUCUUCUCCAACGCGCGAACUGUCCGUAACGCCAUGGACCGUGCUCGUAUGAACUCUGCGAUCCGCGUUUUCAACAACGCUGUAGUGUCUGAAGGCGACGGAGGCAUGGUUUCCGAGAAGGACUUGGCUGUGAUCUGCGACGCGGAUUUCCAAGUUCUACUUGACGAGCUCUUGGCGUACGAGGCCGUGGGCAAGCUCGACGCUAUCGUUGCCUAAGAUAAUUAAACGUACGAUGCUGCGAGCUUGUAGCGUGUGCCAGGAUCAGAGUAUAGCUACUGCUGUGCCUGAUGCCGUAUACGACAACCAUAUCGUGUCCCAUCUUCGAUAUUGUCGCGGACUAACGUUCGACACGUGUGUGUUUGGCUGAGCCUUGGGAAAUUCGGGCCUCACAAUUGCGAGCCCCACUACAGACGAACAACGGUUGUACCGAAAAUAGUAGAUCGCGGUACACCGCGAAAAUAUUAGGCUCAUUAGAAAAUGUUUUCGCCGGCUGUUCAAAAUGUCGGCAAGUUUUUCGGACUUGGCAUUAGUAGCCCAUGUUUUUAUCUGUUGGCACUUCGUCCAACUGCAUGGACAAUUGCAGCAAGUCUAGGUGCAAUUUGAGGGAGAUGGUUUUUUAGAAGGUUGAAUACCCGAGGGAGGGUGAUAGCUUUGGGUUUUUUAGGUAUCCGUUUUGCCACGGAAAGAACCUGCAGCCACCUACCUAGUGCUUACCGCUGGUGGCCAUUGGUGGUCUCCAUGUAGUAAUACGUUUCUCACAGACACCAGCCCUCUCUCGGCACGUACCCAACUGUGCCAUCCCAGCACCUAUCAACGGUGUUAUGAUGAAGACCA
Ectocarpus siliculosus is the source of this 2013-nucleotide messenger RNA. The record is from the annotation of a GenBank genome assembly. NCBI's taxonomy places the organism in Eukaryota, Phaeophyceae, Ectocarpales, Ectocarpaceae.